AGGAGAAGGAGGGGGAAAGGGGGGGUUGGGGGGCCGCGCGCGCCCUCACAAGCUCCCGAAAAUCCUGGCCAUGUUGUGCUGCUGCUGCGAGUGGCGGAAGUGUCGACCUGGGCCCUUUCGGGAGGCCUUCGCCGCUACUCGCCGCCUCCCUCGAGCCCUCACGCCGCCGGGAGGAGCGGGGCGACGGCGAAGGCAGAGAUUCGGUGAUUGCGGAAAAGGGAGUGACCUAGCCUGACCUCACGCCCCAGGGGUGAAAGCGAGUAGUGCCACGGAAAGGAAAUCCCAAGGAGAAUGGCUGUCCAGUUCAAACCACCCACACACCCACACGCCCCAACCGAAGCCCGCCAUGAGGCGUGGGGUCUCGGGGAACCAAGCUAACUCUAGACCCUCCUCCCCCUCCUCCCCCCCCCCCUGCCCCAACGGUCCACUAGGCCUAUGAAGUUUAGUGGCUGUGGUGGGCUGGUGCUGGGACGGCUCGGUCGGGGGGGGAUGGGAGAGUCGAACAGCGCUACGCAGGCCUACCUUUCCUCCUCCCCCUCGGCCCCUCCUCCUCCUCCGGCUCUUCCCCUACUCCUCUUCCUCCUCUCCUCGGAGCCGCUGUGUGUGACCCCCACGCUGCUGUUCUGCUGCCUGAUGCCUGCCACGCCUCCUAGCAGAGGGGGUGGGGGGAGAGGCCUAGAGCAUGAUGCUUCGACCUCUUUCCCGCUCCUUCCUUCGCCUCCUUUCCCAAUUCCUUCGCUCCCUCCAUCGUCUCUUUCCUCUCACUUAUUAAGCUGCGUACUGAAUGCCUCCCCUUCUCCGCUCCCUCCUCUUCCCUCCUUCCUUCGUCCUCUCCCUUCUCUUUUCCUCCCUUCCCUCCAACUUACCACGUGGCUCAGCGCUGGUACAGCGGCCUCGGCUCAGCACUCCGACAUUAUACAGCACAACACACGCCCAAGAACAUGAAAGGGGAACGGAAAAAAAGAUAUCUGUUUCAUCAACAUUGUGGUUGUUGUCCUAAGAUGGCCGUUCUCCUCUUUAUUUUAGUUACGUAUGAAUAUUCACCAAUUGCGUCGCAGACUGUGUGGCCGGGAUGAAGUCGCAUGCCGGGAUAAGUGAUUGUGAGUGCGUUCCUCCUGCCAAGAUCAUGAGGAGGGGGAAGAGAAGGAGGAUGAAGAUGAAUAUGAGAAAGAUGAGAAUCGAGAGUGUAGAGAAAAGGGGGGACUUUGCCGAGGCAGGAGGAGAAGGAGGAGGAGAUGGUGGAGGAGGAUGAAGACGUAAGAGACGAGGAUGGAAAUUGAAGAGCGAAGAGACGAGAGCGCGAAGAGCCCCGGUUGGGGGAUAUCAACCAGCAGCGUCAAAACGCGACCAGACAAAUGGUGGCGCGGAGCAUACAGGAGACGUUGCGGGCGGUCGUGGGCGUGCCCGAAGAUGUACACACCGUCUUGGAGAUCAUGAACUCUCUCUCGUCGAACGAUGGUGUUGGUGAGGCAGUCUCGGACACACCCGUAAGUUGGGACUUACUUGAGGAGGCGGCGGUGAGGACGGAACUCAUGGAACAAGUGCCCCAGAUCGCGGUGCUGUGCCACGAGUACCCGGAACACCUGGGCGGGGUCGUGGCCAACAACCUGGUGCCCAUGGUAGUUAAGUACCUCACAGACCCCAAUAACCAGGUUCGCAAGACGUCACAGGCGGCGCUGCUGGUUCUGCUGGAGCAAGAGCUGGUGUCCCGCUCGGACGUGCACGAUCAGGUGUGCCCCGUCAUCCUGGACCUCACCUGCCCGGAUGCCAUGGACGACUUCAAGACAGAGGCUGUGGCGCUCAUGUCCAAGAUGGCGCCCCUGAUCGGGCGGGAGAUGACCGAGCGGCUGUUCCUGGAGCGGUUCACGCGCCUCUGCUCCGACGCCCUCUUCCAGGUCCGCAAGGUGUGCGCUUCCAACUUCGGCGACUUCUGCAGCGUGGUCGGCACGCAGCCCACCGAGGAGGUCCUGGUGUCCCGCUUCGUGUUCCUGUGCGAGGACGGCGUGUGGGGCGUGCGGAAGGCGUGCGCCGAGGUCUUCAUGGGGGUGUCGUGCGCCUGCUCGCUCCCCACCAGGAAGAACAAGCUCUCCCCGCUCUUCGUCUCCCUACUCACAGAUCAGAGCAGGUGGGUGCGCGUGGCUGCCUUCCAGAACCUGGGCCCGUUCAUCAGCACCUUCGCCGACGCCGCCGUCACGGGCCUGCACUACAACGAGGAGGGCGCGCUCGUCAUCGGCACGCCGCAGGGACCCGCCGUGCACGCGCAGGAAUUGAAUGCCGACACAGUGGUAGUGUCCGGGAGAGGGGACGACGAGGCUCAGCACGACGCCCCCCCGGCGCAGCAGGAGCACAGCAGCCUCCAGAGUCCGGAGCCGCCGCAGGAGGAGGACGACCCGCGCGCGGCGCAGGAGAGCCCGUUCGAGUCCCAGCACCACGACAAGUGCGAGCCGGACGUGUGCGACGGGGGGGGCGGCGGCCGGGUGCCGGACUUCAACGCGCAGGUGGAGCCCAUGGAGGUGGAGGAGCUGCCGGACAUGAUACAGGACCUGCAGCCGCCGGACGGGGGGCACGAGCAGAGCGCGGAGGAGCGGCGGGCGCGCGCCUACAUUUUCUCGAGCGUCGAAUCAAACGCGGAGCCCAAGGAGGAGCUGGCGACGGCGGCGGCGACGGCGACGCGCGGCUCGGCGGCCUCCGACCCGCCCGACAGAAUCGACGACGCCAGCAGGGCGUCGAGCGCGAAGGGCGAGGUGGCCCCGAGCGCGGCCGUGCCGGUGCCGCCCAACUCGCUGCCCGGCGCCAUGGAGGGCGGCGCCUCGCCAAGCAACUCGCUCACCGUGUCGGGCACGGAGGGCCACCUGCACGUCCACCUGGACAACAACCCGGCCUUCAACACGUUCAACUACUGGCGCACGCCCAUCAUGCCCAUCGAGCUGCCCAUCCCGCAGAUCGAGGUGGACAUCGACAUCAUGGGCCAGACGACCAACGUGUGCGUCAAGGCCAAGGUGCAGGAGAACGACGGCACGUACCAGUCGCAGGUCAACCUGACCAUGGCCACCAACACGGGCGCGCCCAACAUCACGCUGGCGCCCACGCCCCAGGACAAGCAGGCCGGCGACAGGCCGCCCGGCACCACGAUAGAGGCUGAGUUAGACGCCCUUGCAGCUUCCCUAGAAGGCGUGACAACCACAGAAAGUAGUACAGAUGAUAAUGCCUUACAAGACCCAAAAUCCAGUAAUAAAGAUAGUCAGAGCUCGACCGUGGUGAGCGUCUCGGGGCCGCAGCAGGCGACGUACGCGCAGGUGUGUGCGGCGUCCGUGACAUCGGUGCAGCACAAGAGCGAGCCGCAGCCGUCCAUCCUGGCGUCACGCCUCGCACAGGCCCGCGUCAGCAUGUCCGGCGGCGCCGUGACGGAGAUCAAGAAGCGGGAGAUGGACGUGGUUUCGCCGAGCGACUGCGGCACCAGCGCCUCCAGCACCGGACCCAGCCUCCCGCCGCAGCCGCCCGUCCUGAGCCAGAGACUGGUCGACCAAUUCACAGUGAUGCUGCCGGGAAGCAGCGACCAGGUCUCUGGCAUGGCAGAGCACUCUUCGGGUUCCGCGGAAUUCACCAACCUGAACCAGGACAUCGUGCCCAAGACCUUAUUGGAACACUACAUCAGCAUGACAGACCCGAUGAGAGCAGAGACCGUCGAUAACGAGCUAACCCGGCACUGUGCCUACUCCUUGCCGGCAGUGGCCUUAACGCUCGGCAGACAGAACUGGCCCGUCUUGAAGGACACCUAUGAAACUUUAGCUGGUGAUAUGCAUUGGAAGGUGCGGCGAACACUAGCUUUCAGUAUACACGAACUAGCUGUGAUAUUAGGGGAGGAGAUUGCCCAGAACGACUUGGUUCCGGUGUUCAACGGGUUCAUCAAGGACUUAGACGAGGUUCGCAUUGGAGUCCUGAAGCACCUUGCUCAUUUCCUGCGAUUGCUGAGACCGCAGAACCGCCGCGACUACUUGCCCCGCAUGGACGAAUUCCUGCGAACCGACAAUGAGAACAACUGGCGAUUCAGACUGGAAUUAGCGACCCAGUUAGCCGACAUCAUCGACCUGUUCUCCCCACAAGACUGCCAGACGUUCCUGGUGCCGAUCACACUCGCGCUGAUGGCGGACAAAGUGGUACACAUCAGACGCACUUGUUACACGGUGGUAUGCCAACUGGUGCGACAACUAGGCUGUGAGGGCGACCAAAAGUACGUAGAGGCAAUUAGCGAACAGCUGAAGGUCCGAUUCGCAUAUGCCUCCACGUGGUCGCAGCGGCAGUCAUAUGCCUUCCUAUGUGGGAGACUCGUGGCCGAACAAGCGCUGCCACUGCCCGACUGGUGCCGACUCUUCCUCCCGAACCUGAUCCUCCUGGCGAGCGACAGAGUGCCCAACGUCCGCAUCGCCGUGGCCAAGAUGCUGGCGACCCACAUUGCUUGCUUAGAGUACUGCCAGAACCCAGAGAACGAGGCGACACACAAGAUCCAGAAGACGCUCGAGCAGCUACGCAAUGACAAAGACAGAGACGUGGGUCACUUCGCCAGCUAUCCCGUCAACACCGAAAUCUACGUUGACCCUCAAGACCCUACGUUAUAAUGGAGGUUACACUAGACCUCCUCCUUUCUACUCUUCCUCUGUCUUCUUUUCUCCUUUCUCUCUCCCUGCCAUCACGGGUGUGCAAGAUGCACCAGCACACCAUAAAAUCUUGAUUUGUGAAGCAUAAGGCAACUAGGUUCAUUGCCAUUUCUCUCUCGCUCUGUCUUUCGGGUGAAAAUGAGGGUUUCUCUUAUUCCAGCGUUUCAAACGAGUUUACAGCAGGAAUUGAGCCUGAAAGAUAUACUUGAUUUUUAGGUUCAAUAUGAAGGGUAAUUUCACAUUGAAAAUGAAAUCCCCCUUAGACCUAUACUCAUUUAUUGUGCUUUAAAAAGAUAUUGAUAUAUAUCAUCAAACUUCACCUCCAUAUUGGUACAGAGUACGUGUGUCCAAUGUUUGGUGAGAUGAGAGGUGCAUUAUAGGCUGUGCAUCUUACAGGUGACUCCCCUUGUUAUAAUAAUCACAUGUACGCUGUUAUGAUAUUGAUGCUCACUGUUCUUUGGAUGGGCAGCCCAAACAUUUUAUGUGCUUUGAAAAGUACAUAUUUAUGUACUCUUUGAUUGAUAGGACAAAUUUUAUUAUAGCCGAUAUCAUGAUACAUGAUUAUUAAUUUGGCUUAUGUUGUAAAUUGGGAUGUGUAUAACAACUUGUGGGUUGUAGCUUGUUCCUUUUUACAGAAGAAGUUUUUGAUUUUUAUAUAUAGCAUUUUGGUCCUUGUAGGUCCCAUGAAAUGAUUACACUAUAAAAAGCUUUUAAUCGUCUAAAACUUCCUUUACUGUGUCAUUGAGGAACUGUUUUUGUUUGCCUCUAGGGCCAGCCAGCAUUGGGGAAAAGUGCUCACUGAACAAAGCUCAGCCUGUGUUAUCACAGUCCGAUGAGGGAAAAGUCAUUGGUGUUCGGGCAAUAACCUCCCACUCCUUUUUAAAAGAUUAUUUUUUUAUUUUCUAAAGAAAAGUCUCUCUUACUUUCUCUGUAUGUUAGCCUGCAUUGUGAUCUAAAAAAAAAGCUGGGCAGUUGCUGAUUUUUUGGGUCGAAAUUUGUAACCAGAUAAUCGGUUCACUUCAAUGAACAUGAUAAGGUUGAGGUGAAUAGUCAUUGACUGAUUCUCUUUUAUCACAUUAUUUUUGUCUGUCAGGAGAUAAAUUUGAUCAGUCAAACUUUGUCUGAAUUUUGUAUUUUGUAUUAUAGUGCAGGAUCUGUAUGAGUGUCAUUUAUUUUUUCAUUUUUUAGCACGCAUUCAGUUGUCUGUUCAAAGAUACUUAAAAAGUCUCAUGGUGCAUGAAAAAGUGACCAUGAAAUUGAGUUCCAAGUUAAUGCCGUAAAGCAUAUGCUGAUACUUUAAGAAAGGGUAAUUUCCAAGCAAGUGCUUACACCCCCCCCCCCCCCCCUUCCCCCCUUGAUUAAUGCUUGAAGCAUUUUAUCAUAUCCCUCGAGUUGUCUUUCAGUGCGGCCGAAAGAAAAGAAGAAAAAUACCUACCUAAAAUGCUUAGCUACACGAUCCAUUCCAAAGCAUUCAUACCGGUGUGCGUGUGUGUGUGUGUGCGUGUGUCUCUGCAUUUGUACUCGUGCAUCCUCGGGCGAACGGCUCUCCAGGCCAGCGUCUCUCGACUGCAAGGCGCCUGCUCGCUCCUGCCGCGGCCGGGCGCUUUCCGCUCUGGCCCGAACAAGAUGAGGUAUCUCUUCCCCGGACAAACACUCAGGGUUAUUCGCAGAUGAAACUAGAAUGUUUUUAGUAUACUGAUUCUUGAUCUUGGAUGUAUGCUGAUUGUGAUAAAAUGCAUUGUAUUAUAAAUAUAUAUAUAUAUAUUUUUAGUUGAUUAGAAGAGGGCAUUGGGGCUGAACUUUUAAAGAAUCCAGCAGAAAAAAAUAAAAUGCUAGCGAACAGCGAACGUAUGGAAUCUGAUUCAUCUCACAACUUGAAUAACUGAACGUUUCUCUCACCUGCAAACUUCCCGCUGGGCGACACUGGUCAUCUGGUUUCUCUUCUUAUAACCCAUUUUGCAGCAUAUGCUUUACACCUCAACGACCUGACAUACAAUUGAACUCUCACGACAACCGGCUGACUCUAUGCCAAGAGGUAGCGAGCGAGCGAGCACGUGUGAUAGUUUUUAUCUUCAAACGCCCCUCUGCAUUCACUUAUAAUUAUUAUUAUUAUUAUUAUUAUGAUUAUGAUUAUUAUUAAUUUGAGUAAUUAAUUAUUAUCUUAUGUUUUGGCACUUAUCAUCCUUUCUCCUUUUAGGUCAAAUUUCUCCUCUGGCCUAAUUUUGUUCAUUAUUUAAGAAAGCCAUAUAUUUUUGUGUAUAUAUCAUCCUUGAUACAAAUUGAUUGUGCCAUUUUGUCAAUUAUGUGAUUCCAUUGAACGACUCAAAUGUAGGGUUUUGAAUCAAGAUUUAAGCCUUCUUUUUAUUUCUUUUUAACCUCACUGUAUAUUGUCAUAUUGUACAGGUAUGAAAUAAAAUUAUGAAAUGUA
Messenger RNA from Penaeus chinensis, 7083 nucleotides. Its product is annotated as serine/threonine-protein phosphatase 4 regulatory subunit 1-like. Bases 1356 to 4616 code for a protein of 1086 amino acids. Lineage: Eukaryota; Metazoa; Arthropoda; Malacostraca; Decapoda; Penaeidae. Gene Ontology annotation, molecular function: protein phosphatase regulator activity. The transcript is spliced from 15 exons. Gene Ontology annotation, biological process: protein dephosphorylation. The record is from RefSeq and is a predicted model, not a curated record.